Molecule: messenger RNA, 475 nt
Organism: Aethina tumida (small hive beetle)
Lineage: Eukaryota; Metazoa; Arthropoda; Insecta; Coleoptera; Nitidulidae
Product: pupal cuticle protein C1B-like
Exons: 2
Coding region: 95-349 (84 amino acids)
Source: RefSeq, a predicted model, not a curated record
GCUUAAGACUUCCAGAAUUUACUUGGUAUAAAACACCACCAAUUUACACAGUCCAUGUCAGAUUGUACUGAAUCAUCACUACAACCACUUCAAAAUGUUCAAGUUUGUUGCCUUCGUUGCUUUGAUUGUCGCUGCUGCUGCCACUCCAGCUCCAGAACCGAAAGCAGAUCCAAAGGCUCAAUUGCUAGCUGCAGCUGUUAGCGCCCCAUUGGUAUCGGCUCCCUUAGCUGCUGCUCCAGUGGCUGCCGCAUACAGUGCUCCUCUGGCUUAUUCUGCGUAUGUUGCUCCAUCCGUCUAUUCGGCCGGAUACACUGCCUACUCUCCAUAUGCUGCUUCCUACAUUUUGUAAAUUUGUGUUUUAAAUAAAAUUAUUUAAAACUAGUUUUGUUGCUGAUUAAAUAUUAAUAUGCAUUAACUCAACAAAUAUCACGUAUUUUUACACGACGUACACUAAAUUGAAAUUAUGGUACAGGUA